This is a messenger RNA of Entelurus aequoreus (snake pipefish), 4601 nucleotides long. It is a transcript of the gene spop, whose product is annotated as speckle type BTB/POZ protein. Bases 256 to 1380 code for a protein of 374 amino acids. Gene Ontology annotation, cellular component: cytoplasm; nucleus. The record is from RefSeq and is a predicted model, not a curated record. Gene Ontology annotation, molecular function: ubiquitin protein ligase binding. Gene Ontology annotation, biological process: proteasome-mediated ubiquitin-dependent protein catabolic process; regulation of proteolysis. The transcript is spliced from 10 exons. Lineage: Eukaryota; Metazoa; Chordata; Actinopteri; Syngnathiformes; Syngnathidae.
AAACAAAAAAACGUUGUGGCGUCAAGCACGUCACGCCAGUGCUCGAUGACGUCACACGGUUCAGGUCUGCCACUUAAACAAGCUAACAACAACAGAAGAUCCCGGAAAGCUGGCGAGCUCAACUAAGAGGAGGCCAAACACUUCCGUCCCGCUGGUUCUGAUGCAGAUGGAGUUUUGGACCAAGCUUUGACGAGUGUAAACGACAGAUCCCUCCUCAACCUCAACGUGAAACCAACACCUUCUGUCACGCUGGCAAUGUCAAGAGUCCCGAGUCCCCCUCCCCCGGCGGAAAUGUCCAGCGGGCCAGUGGCUGAGAGCUGGUGCUACACGCAGAUCAAAGUCGUGAAGUUCUCGUACAUGUGGACCAUCAACAACUUCAGCUUUUGUCGCGAGGAGAUGGGCGAGGUCAUCAAGAGCUCCACUUUCUCUUCAGGAGCCAAUGACAAGCUGAAGUGGUGUUUGCGCGUCAAUCCUAAAGGCCUGGACGAGGAGAGCAAAGACUACCUGUCACUCUACCUGCUGCUGGUCAGCUGUCCGAAGGCCGAGGUCCGAGCCAAGUUCAAGUUCUCCAUCCUCAACGCCAAGGGAGAGGAGACCAAAGCCAUGGAAAGCCAGAGGGCGUAUCGCUUCGUGCAGGGUAAAGACUGGGGGUUUAAAAAGUUCAUUCGAAGAGACUUCCUCCUAGAUGAAGCCAACGGUCUUCUACCUGACGACAAGCUCACACUCUUCUGUGAGGUGAGUGUGGUGCAGGACUCAGUCAACAUAUCUGGCCAGAACACCAUGAACAUGGUAAAGGUUCCCGACUGCAGACUGGCCGACGAGCUCGGGGGCUUAUGGGAGAACUCCCGCUUCACAGACUGUUCGUUGUGUGUGGCCGGGCAGGAGUUUCAGGCCCACAAAGCCAUCCUGGCAGCACGCUCUCCUGUAUUCAGCGCCAUGUUUGAACAUGAGAUGGAGGAGAGCAAAAAGAACCGCGUGGAAAUCAACGACGUGGAACCUGAGGUGUUCAAAGAGAUGAUGUGCUUCAUUUACACUGACAAGGCUCCCAACCUGGACAAGAUGGCAGACGACCUGCUGGCUGCAGCUGACAAAUACGCUCUAGAAAGAUUGAAGGUAAUGUGCGAGGACGCGCUGUGCACCAGCCUGUCGGUGGAGAAUGCAGCUGAGAUCUUAAUUCUGGCAGACCUGCACAGCGCUGACCAGCUUAAAACGCAGGCAGUCGACUUCAUCAACUACCACGCUGCAGAGGUUAUGGAGACGGCAGGCUGGAAAUCCAUGGUCGCGUCUCAUCCGCACCUUGUGGCUGAAGCGUACCGCUCGCUAGCGUCGGCCCAGUGCCCUUUUCUCGGACCUCCGCGCAAGCGCCUCAAACAAUCCUAAUGGACCUCCAUGUCGUAAAAACACGCAUCACUCAAAUAUACCCUGUUGCCCCCUCCCUAGGGUCCACAAUAUGGAAGACAUUUCCCUUUUGCUGUUAUCUACUACACUACCUACAGCCCUCUUCUGCCCCGCGAUCCAGAACCUGCUGUAUUUAGAUGGAGGGAAGAAGGGACUGACUUGUGAAGUGGAUAUUUGUCGUUUACAGAAUCGAAAAAGAAAAGAAACAAAAUGCACUUUUUCAACAGCAAGGUGGGACCUUGUGCUCUUUUCCCUCCCCCCAUUCGUGAAAAAUCCUUCAGGAGGUAGAACUUGGACACAAAAAAGGCAAGAGCUGGAAAUGUGGAGGACAGACAAGGUCUUUAACAAUUAGACAUUCAAGGACAGGAGGGAUUCAAGGACUGGUUAAAGGGCUAGGCAAAUGCAGAAAAAUCAUGAAACUUAUUUCCCCAAAGCAAUUUGGGAAACAUUGCACUAAAUAAAUCCACAGGUCUUUCCCUCCCCGCCACCAGAACAAUCAAACAAAGUAGUAGGCUAUCACCUAAUGGACUAACUGCAGACCCAUUUGGACCACGCAGGACAAGCAAACCCUUUAAAGAUGCUUUAUCAGCGUGCACAACACACACGUGUGUGUUCAUACCGCUGCCUCAAUUGUAUCCGUUUUCAUUUCGGAAUAGAAAGAAAGUCCCAAACUGCAACACAAACAACUGUGUGUUGUGUCGAUGUGGGCCUUGAGAGCCAAUCCAUGGGGACUGUGGUCAAGAAAAAAAACAUUCAGUCACGUGAGCUAUAGUAGCAUCUUUUUCCCCAAAUACUUAUUUUCCAAAUUACAUGAACUUUUGUUUGCAGGCGUGACGGCUGCAAGGAACUUCAAAUUAAAUGAACACGUUUUAUUGUUCAAAUGAGACAGAAUGUGAAAACAACAAUAAAACCCCACACAAAAUAAAUGUAUUAAAGAGGACCUAUGAUGAUUCUAAUCUACACUGAACACACUUCCUGGUGGUGUAGAUAAUACCUUUUGGACAUGCUCAACAUUUCUCUACAGGCACUUUUAUAACCUGCUUUCUGCAAACGGUUCUUGAGUGGAGGCCUUCGCUUUAGAUUGCGAAUAAAACCCACCCUCUCCAAAAGUAUCAAUUUAUCUUUUGAAAAUGUACACUGUAUACCGUAUUUUUUGGAGUAUAAGUCGCACCGUCCGAAAAUGCAUAAUAAAGAAGGAAAAAAACAUAUAUAAGUCGCACUGGAGUAUAAGUCGCAUUUUUUGGGGAAAUUUAUUUGAUAAAACCCAACACCAAGAAUAGACAUUUGAAAGGCAAUUUAAAAUAAAUAAAGAAUAGUGAACAACAAGCUGAAUAAGUGUACGUUAUAUGACGCAUAAAUAACCAACUGAGAGCGUGCAUGGUAUGUUAAUGUAACAUAUUAUGGUAAGAGUCAUUCAAAUAACUAUAACAUAUAGAACAUGCUAUACGUUUACCAAACAAUCUGUCACUCCUAAUCGCUAAAUCCCAUGAAAUCUUAUACAUCUAGUCUCUUACGUGAAUGAGCUAAAUAAUAUUAUUUCAUAUUUUACGGUAAUUUGUUAAGAAUUUCACACAUAAUUCGCUCCUGAGUAUAAGUCGCACCCCCGGCCAAACUAUGAAAAAAACUGCGACUUAUAGUCCGAAAAAUACGGUAAAUAUAUCUUGAGGACAAACAUCACCGCUGCUUAGUUUUUUUCCCAGACAUGGGCGAAAAUAGACUUCAUAAACAGCAUAUAGAUCCACCGGUCAUAAUAUUAUGUACACCUUGUCAAGUCAAUCGUUAUUAAUAUUUUGUAGCACAUUACAACAACUUUGGUUGACCGCAGUGCUGUAAAUAAACAACACAUUUUCUUUCAGAUAGAUGCUCAUGAUAAUAGAUGUUUUCUGCAAGGUUUUAAAAUGCUAGUGUAUUGAUGCAGACCUAAUGUGCAGAGGCAGCCAUUUACUGUAUCUCACUGCAUGCCACGAUUUGAUAAAAACAAUACUUCUCUUUUUGGUCACUGAAACCAAGUAAUGAUGUUGCGAUUGUGCCGCCUUUUUCGUCUCUUUAGCGGCUAAUCCAGUUUCAUACUUGACCCAUGUUGACAAAACUGCCGUGUAAAAUGUGGUGGACAAUUAAACAAUGAAGUAUUUAUUUUGUAGACAUCAGAGCAGAUGAGAUGGCUGCAGCUGAGAAGGAAUUACACACAAGGCUCCUGGCAGCAGUCUUGAUUUGGCAGUAAAUUUUAGGAUGCCAAUAUAAUUAUGUCCGUCAAUCUGUGACAUCACAAAUGGCCCAUUUUUAUAAAAAAAACAAUGCCUGAACCUUAUGAUUUGACACUUUGACAUUGUUUUACACGCGUAUCCAACAUUGUAACAACAUUAGUGAGUCAGAAAAGGGGAGAAUCAUCAUAGGUUCCUUUUUUAAAGUUCUCUUUGUUCUUUGCAAGUGGGAAAAAAUUGGUGAUUUGGUUAGAAGGAGCCCUUGUCAUUUCUUUUCUGUAGAUAUUGUCCGUUUAUGAGAAGUGACACUUAGUUGUUGCCUUUUUUUGUUCCCAAAAGAAUAAACCACAACUAUUUUUUAUUGAAUGAAAUGUCUUUUUUUAACUUUUCUUUUUACAAAAAAAAUGGUCUAAUCCUGCCUUUAACCUGCUCAAACAUAUUUUGCCUGUGUGAGACUUCUUAUAAAACUAAUUUUCAGUACAGGUGGUCGUCGGGUCAAAUACAAAUUCUGUUCCUACAACUGUGCAUUUUACAAUGUUUGAUUUCACUUCCACUUUUUACUUUGAGGUUUUGUUUUUUUGGUGCGCUGCCUUCAGAAGAGUCUGCCUCAUGCUAUAGACAUUCAGUGCAUUUCGGGAAGUAUUCACAACAUGUUAUGUUACAGCAAAAUAGAAUGAAUUAAUUUUUGUCCUCAAAAUUCUACACACAAUAACACAUAAUGACAAUUAGAGUUUUUAUUUAUUUAUGCAAAUGUAUUAAAAAUAUAGCUGUAACAUCACAAAAUGUGGAAAAAGCGAAGUGCUGUGAAUCCUUUCCAGAUGCACUGUAAUGGAGAUUAAAAAGUCAACCAAGAACAACAACAGUGUAGGUGUAGUAGUAAACCGAACGAUACGUAGUAUUGUUCCGACGCACUCACAAAACUAGUUCUCCUUUGUUCUGUACAGUGUUAGUAAUCUAUAAGCACGAAAUACUGUAGCACGGAAUUUAAAAUGAGGACCGCAU